AUGGAAGGAUCAAACGACAAAAUUACAGAGCUCGAAAUUGAGGAAGUGAAAGAUGGUAGUGUUACGGUACCAAUUCUUGAGAGAUUAAAGAUUCAAUUGAGGAAUGAUGACGACAGAGAGUCUGAAGUUGUAACAAGAAACCUACCAGCCAUUAUAGACAGCUUCAAUAAAGCCAUCAAAACUAAUUUGCAUGAAAAUACCGAGGCCUCUGAAGUAUUGGUCGGAAUCUAUCAAGUUCUUGUCAACUUAGUUGCUCGCACCGAUAAGAAUCGCGAUUUCUUUACUACUGAUUCUCCUGAGAUACACCAUUUUUGGAGACUAACAAAGUCUUUCCUCGACAAGCGCGACGUCUCAUUGCAAUGGUUGAUAUUCACAUUUGUUGGUCAAUUUAUAGUAGAGUCUUUGAAAGUUGGUAACUACAUGAGAUUCUUGCAUAGGGAAGGUAUUCAUAACCUGGUUUACCAGGACUUAGUUGAAGGCAAUGAUGACGCGUUUGACAUUACAUAUGAAUUGAUCAAAGCAAAUGCUGACGCCUUUGACGAUAGUGAUAAUUCGUUAAUAGAGGCUUUGAAAACGAAGUUUGCUCAUUACUUUCAAGAAAGUGAUGAUACAGAAGCAAUAGAAAAGUUGGUUGAGAUUGUUUCCUAUUCUGGACCUGAUAAAAAUGCAUUCAACGAGAUGCUCAGACGCUUAUCUCACGUGAAAGAUGUACCAUUAGCAAGGAAAAUGUUGGUUGCAUCUACUUUGCUUUUCACCAACAAACCGACUGAUGUACCGAUUGAUCAAUUGACGACCGCUAACCCUUACAUCUUUGCAGUUUGCUGCAUUGUUAUUGGAAACUGCAUCGAAAAUGACGCCACCAGAGAUCUGACUUUUGGCAUAGUUGAUGCCGAUUUUGGUAUUGAUAGAUUGAUUAAUACAUUUUUCCGAAAGUUUAAAAUAUCUGAUGUCAUCCAAAUCCAAGCCAUCCAUAUGUGGACGAAUUUGAUGGAUGCCAAAAUUGCAAAUGAAAUUGUGAAACUGCAUUUAGAGAAGGUUAUUUCGCUCAAUCAGGUUGUGAGUGAUAACGCUCAGUAUUAUCGUGAGAUUGCAGCGUUGUACUAUAAAUUUUUGAGAAAGUUACUCAUGUCAACCACUGAAGAGGUACUGACAGUAUUCAUCAGACAAAUAAAUCAAUUUGAUGGCAGUUUUCCAGAUCAAACGCGGGUAAAGUAUAUUCUAUUGCAAAAGCUCAAUUUCGACACAGAAGAAGCGCAUGAUGUGUUAUCACUGUUGAUGAAGUCAAUUGUAGAGCUUGUGGACCAACACGAUGUCCUUGAACAAAUCAAAACUAUAUCUAUUUUGAACCAGCAUAUUGCCUCCGGUAAACUUAUUUUAGACCUGUCUAUACUUGACAAAGCUUAUCUUCCCUAUCUUCAAGGUGUAUUACAACAAUUGCAUGAAAGUAAAAUGUCCUCAGCAUCAGAGGGGGAUGUAAAUUCGUGGCAAACAAAAGCUUUUCAAAAUAACUUGAAGUUCAUGGCAGCCACAACCACCAAGGUACUUGAAUUGAGAUCGAAUCGAACUCCUUCAACCGAUUAUAGCGAGCUUCGGCGAAUUUGCAAUGUUAUUCUCAUUGUGGGGUAG
Lodderomyces parapsilosis is the source of this 1626-nucleotide messenger RNA. RefSeq lists its product as uncharacterized. Bases 1 to 1626 code for a protein of 541 amino acids. The record is from RefSeq and is a predicted model, not a curated record. Lineage: Eukaryota; Fungi; Ascomycota; Pichiomycetes; Serinales; Debaryomycetaceae. The transcript has a single exon.